AAAAUUGCAUGUAUGCGUUACCUACAGUUUUACGAAGUGUUUUGUUAGAAACGUAACAAACGAAUGCAUCGAAGCUAUAAUUUUUUAACUAUUUGAGAAGCAUAAUAAUUGCAAAUAUGAGUAUUUUCAUGCAGAAACUCCCUGUUUUAUUGAAGUUCACGAAUCAGAUUUCGUACAGAUCGUCGAUAUUUAAACCCAGACAAUUUUCAACAGGAUUUUUACUACGGGCCAACGAACCAUCAGAUCCAUCGAAAGUGGAAAAGAAGGAGGAAUCAGUAAGACUAAAACAGUUUCACCAAAAACUGAAGUUACAACCAAUACCUAGAGUACCUCCAAAAGAACGUUUCGUGGAUUUGGUACUCGUGGAAACUGAUCCGAACGGCGAACUGAUAACCAAUAGCGAAAAAGAUCCGACGAAAUGGGGAGACUGGCAGAACGGCGGCCGCGUGAGCGAUUUCUAAUUUGAAAGUUUGCGUUUUGUAUUUUCACGAAAUUAAAUUAAAACAGAAGAUGCUAUUCAUUUUCUUAAAUUGAUAAAUUCAUUGUAGAGUCUAACUGAAUCACUAAAAUGUUAAUACAUAAUAAAUUGAGUAUAAUAGUACUGACAGUAUAUUUCUUUUACUUGCAGUAACUAAUAAAAUUUCUAGAAUGUUAUAUCUUUAUAAGUCGUUCUCUUCAAAUCAAGGAUUGAAGAUAGUCACGACAUCGGUUCCAGUUCUUAAAAUAGUUAUCGAGAACUGACAAAAUGCCUGUUAGACUGUUUUAGAUACAUCAGUUCUACUAACAUCUAGCAUGUAAUCAUCAGAAUAUUUCCAUAAAUGCAUAAACGUCGACAGUCUAUUAAUAACAAUAAUGAUAUUUUUUCAGUUCUCCAUAACUUUUUCGGUCAGAACCGAUAUAUGUAUAAGAGUUUAAACCAAUUAUUUUCGGAACCGUCUCAGUCCCUGCUUGAAACAAAAACUAUCAGCUAAAACUAGAAACAAUUUACAGUUAAUCUAAUAUUAUUUUUAUAUGGAGAAAUGAAAGAUAAUACGUUCGAACUUCUAUUAUUACUUAUAAUAAUUGUAUACAUUUAAAGAGAAUUAAACGUUUGAUUUAUUCAA
Molecule: messenger RNA, 1103 nt
Organism: Ceratina calcarata
Lineage: Eukaryota; Metazoa; Arthropoda; Insecta; Hymenoptera; Apidae
Exons: 3
Coding region: 117-461 (114 amino acids)
Source: RefSeq, a predicted model, not a curated record